This is a messenger RNA of Asparagus officinalis (garden asparagus), 603 nucleotides long. RefSeq lists its product as uncharacterized. The transcript has 2 exons. The record is from RefSeq and is a predicted model, not a curated record. Lineage: Eukaryota; Viridiplantae; Streptophyta; Magnoliopsida; Asparagales; Asparagaceae. Bases 1 to 603 code for a protein of 200 amino acids.
AUGGGAGAGUCGACCAUUACUCUACAAGAUGUAUCUAUCAUACUCGGUCUUCGCGUAGAUGGUCCUUAUAUUACUGGUAGUGAUAAAGCUGUAUGGCGGACCAAAUGUGAGCGGUUGUUAGGUGUAGCUCCAGAGUCAAUGCCUAAAGGGAAUAUUAGAUUGAAGUGGUUGAAAGAGACCUUCUCAGAGUCAUUGCCUAUUGAUGCGCCACAUAUAUUGAUUGAGCAACAUGCACAUGCAUAUAUUAUGCACAUGAUCGGUUUAAUAUUAUUUCCAGAUUCGAGUAAAGAUAAAGUGCAUGAGAGGAAAUACAAAAUGAAUAUGGUUGCAAUGUUUUUACAGGAAAUUAACAUGGACCUUGCAAAAGAACGUGCACAAUGUAGUGCACAGGAAAUGCACGAGACUGCAUUUAGAUUUUGUGCCCAGGAAAUGGAUGGAACUACUAGUCCCGUCCAUUUCCUGGAAAACAACCGAAGUCUCUGCUUAAAACUCGGGACUGCUAGUCUCGAGUUUUUAGCAGUCCCGAGUUUUAAGCAGAGACUUGGGCCCUUUCGCAUGAAAUGUACGAGACUACUUGGUUUGGCAUGGCUAAUCGUGGAUUAG